Molecule: messenger RNA, 1010 nt
Organism: Dunckerocampus dactyliophorus (ringed pipefish)
Lineage: Eukaryota; Metazoa; Chordata; Actinopteri; Syngnathiformes; Syngnathidae
Gene: srsf3a
Product: serine and arginine rich splicing factor 3a
Exons: 7
Coding region: 161-667 (168 amino acids)
Biological process (GO): mRNA splicing, via spliceosome
Cellular component (GO): nuclear speck
Molecular function (GO): RNA binding
Source: RefSeq, a predicted model, not a curated record
CUCCUCUUCCCGCUGUGAUACCGGCGCUAACAACAAGUUAAGCUAGCAGGAGCUACCGCAGUUGGGUAAGAGUGAGCGCUGCCGACGGUUUACCUCGCAAACGGUCUCAUUAAGGGCAUUUCUCACUGCAGGACAUCAGUAGUCUUUUGGACCUGCUGAAAUGGGAGACCCUUCUUACAACAGAGACUGUCCCCUGGACUGCAAAGUUUAUGUUGGGAAUCUUGGAAACAAUGGAAACAAGUCAGAGUUGGAACAGGCUUUUGGAUACUUUGGACCUUUACGGAGUGUUUGGGUUGCUAGGAACCCACCAGGCUUUGCAUUUGUUGAGUUUGAAGAUCCAAGAGAUGCCUCUGAUGCUGUGAGAGAACUGGAUGGAAGAACAAUGUGUGGCUGCCGAGUACGUGUUGAAUUGUCCACCGGGGAAAAGCGUUCGAGAAGCCGUGGUCCCCCUCCAUCCUGGAGUAGACACUCGAGGGAUGACAUCAGGCGUCGUAGCCCUCCAGUUAGACGCAGAUCGCCGAGGAGGAGGAGCCUGAGCCGCAGUCGCAGCAGGUCUGUUUCACGAGACAAACGUAGAUAUCGGUCUCUGUCCAGAGACAAGAACCGUAAGCGCUCAAGAUCAUUUUCACGAUCAAGGAGUCGUUCUCGGUCUAACGACAGGAAGUGAGGACGUCACAGAAUGGCUUAUGUGUUUGGGAACUCCAAUUUUUAUAAUCAUGGUUUUUUUUUGUUUUAGAUUUUAUUUGCCAGCUCAAGGUGGUAGGGAUGUUCAAGUCGUUACAGUCAGUUCACAAUAAAGGUUUUUUGUUUUCACCAUUUUGAUUUUUUUCACCAUGAUUGUUUUUGCUAUUAUAGGUUUAGAUUUUAUUUUUUAAAUAGCUGGUUUAUUUUACAUUGAUCUCCUGUUAUGCAAUUAUGUCUGUGGGUUUUAUUUUGCAAGUCAUGUGUUUUGGGGGAAAACUCCACAAUUGUAAGUUGUGGGGCUAUUAGAUAAAGCUACAUAUAACUAC